AUGUACGAUAAAAUAGAUUCAUCUGAACAUCAAAACCGUGCUUUGCACCCUGUUUUUGUGGCAAUUGUAGGAAAUGUUAAACAAUUGGAAGACGACGUGAUAGAAUUAAAAGAAAGAGAUGUUAGACUAGCAAAGGAAAACGAAGUUUUGAGAAAACAGAAUGCUGUCAUUAUGGACCAGUUAUCUCUAGUGAUGACCGAUAUAAGAACAUUAAAACAAGAACAUGAGAAUCUGAAGAGAGAAAUGCGUACUUUUAAAAAGACGUCCAUUUUCAAUAAAUCGAAUGGAAAUAUGAGCCUCCCAUCCGGUGCCUUUGAUAAACGUCAGCUUACAGAAACACCAGUCCAUAGAGUUGCCUUUCUUGCAGCCCUGACACAUGAAGUUAGUUUAGGAUACCACCAGCAAGUAGAGUUUGAUAAAAUCAUCACGAACGAAGGACGGGCAUAUUCUUCCAGUGACGGUCAUUUCAUAGCGCCUUAUAGAGGUCUUUAUCUGCUGUCAACUACUCUGUUUAACACGGAAGGUCACACGCUACCAAUGGAAAUUGUUAGAAACGGAAUUCAGCUUGCUGCCAUGUUUUUAGAUGAUGAUGAUUACAAUAUGGCCAGUCAAACAAUUCUUGUCGUUUUACAGCAAGGUGACAGGUUGUGGGUUCGAAGAUUCCGAGAUUCUGGAUCCGCUAAUCUUGACGCGACACCUACUCAGCUAUAUAACACGUUUUCCGGAGUGCUGCUUUAUGAAAUGUAACACAGAAUAC
Messenger RNA from Mytilus trossulus (common blue mussel), 757 nucleotides. RefSeq names its product cerebellin-3-like. Gene Ontology annotation, molecular function: protein binding. The coding region runs from base 1 to 747 and encodes 248 amino acids. The transcript has 3 exons. The record is from RefSeq and is a predicted model, not a curated record. Lineage: Eukaryota; Metazoa; Mollusca; Bivalvia; Mytilida; Mytilidae.